Drosophila erecta is the source of this 5581-nucleotide messenger RNA. Its product is annotated as histone-lysine N-methyltransferase 2D. NCBI's taxonomy places the organism in Eukaryota, Metazoa, Arthropoda, Insecta, Diptera, Drosophilidae. The record is from RefSeq and is a predicted model, not a curated record. The transcript has 4 exons. Gene Ontology annotation, molecular function: histone binding. Bases 360 to 5072 code for a protein of 1570 amino acids.
UGAGGCCAUCGCUGGCACCGGCUGACACCUAGUGAACGAUAUUAUCGGCAGAGCAAGCGAUGUUUUGGCAGCUAUAAAACUCUCCAAUUUGACAAUUGUGAGGCAUGAAUACAAACAAACACUCACGCAGUGCAUUCAGUAGGCGAGCGUAAUAAAUAUGUGGGAGAAUUCCCACAUAUAUAUAGUAUUCAGUGCCAGUGCCGAGAACUCGGACCGAAAACGGACGCGUCGUGCACAUAUGCGUGAAAAACUAGCUGGCAACAACGGUGGCGAGUCCAAAUGCGAAGAAAAGCCAGUAAAUCGCGCGGCGAGUAAAGUGAAUAAAUUCGGUGCGGACCAUUGCCGUUUCGGGGCGAAUAAUGUCUGCGUCUGUGAUAUGUGUUGACUUGAGCUCGGAGUCUGAUGAAGAGUCGCCAGCGAAACGACGACUCGAGGAUCCUUUGGGACUACUAACGCCAUCCCGUAGGCAAAGUUUGCCUGCCAAACUUCUGAACAUACCAAAGGCCUCCCUGGAAUCCCCGAUGGGAGUGCCACUUGCAGGAACAGGAGCAAGGGCGACUCCGGUCAUAGCGGAUCCACUUCGAUCCAUGCACAUCCCCAGUGGAAUCACCGUUACUAAGCACCAGAAGAACGUCCUCACCACAAACGGAAACCUGACCAUCUCCCUGGCAGAGAACAACAACAACACCACCAGCUUCAACAACAAUGUGACCCCGAAGCAGAUCAAGAUUGGCACCGGCCAGAGAGUGGCCUGGUCGGUGAGCAACAAGGCGCCCAGUCCGAAUGCCGUGAUAACCUCCGUGCCCAGCCACCAGGUGAGGGUGACGCCGUGUAACCAGAUACGGCUCGCACCCGGGUCAAAAAUCAUCCCGGUGUCAAAAGCAACGCCUGCAAAGAUUCAACCCGUUCUUGGGAUAGGUCAGCCUCAACAACAGCCACAAGCCCAGCAACCGAAGGCCAUAAUACUGGGUGUUACGAAGCCCAAAACUGUAGUAGGUCAAAUGGCGCCGCAGCAGCAGCAGAAGGCGCUAUCACUCCAGGUCCAUCAGAAAUUAGUUUCAGGACAGCAGCAACAUAUAACUUCCCUGAGUCAAUUGCAACUUAGACCGGUGGGUAUUCAGCUUCAGCAGCAACAGAAGCCACUGGCUGGCCAAGCGCCUACGCAGCAAAAACCACUGGCAGCACAACUGCUAACGCAGCAAAAACCACUGGGAGGACAACUGCUAACGCCGCAAAAACCACCACCUGUGGGAUCGCUACAACAGCCUGUUAAACAGAAUACGGCGAUUGGAGUACAGAUUCAGCAAAUACCAAAGGUUUUCGUGGGACAACAGCAGCAGAAGGUGUUCCUUGGGCAGCUGCAACAGCAGCAACAGAAUACGUUCCUGGGGCAACUACAGCAGGAGCAACAGAAGACGUUCGUGGGUCAACUGCAACAGGAGCAACAGAAAUUAUUCCUGGGGCAACUACAAAAACAGCAGCAGCAACUCCAACAGAAGAUCGUCGGGCAAUCACAACAGCCAAAAUUUCCUUCGGGGCAACUACAACCACAGCACAAACCACCACAGCUGAAGAAUUCACUGGUGCAACUAAAACAGCAACAGCCAUCACCACAGCAACAGAAAACUUCAGUAAGCCAACAACAACAACAGCAACCCCACCAGAAGAAUUCACUGGUGCAACUUCAACAGCAAUUACAACUGCAACAGAAAACUUCAGUAAGCCAACAGCAACAGAAGACAUCAGUGGAUCAACUCCAGCAACAGCAGCAGCAGCAGAAAUUACUGCAAAAGAAUUCACUGGUGCAACUACAAAUGCAAUUACAGCUGCAACAGAAAACUGCAGCAAGCCAACAGCAACAGAAAACAUCAAUGGGCCAACUCCAGCAACAGCAGCAGCAGAAACCACAGCAGAAGAAUUCACAAGUGCAACUACAACAGCAACCACAACAGCAACAGAAGACUUCAGCGGGGCAACUGCAGCAGCAGUCUCAACAGCAACAGAAGACUUCAGCGGGGCAACUCCCACAGCAACAGAAGACUUCAGCGGGGCAACUUCAACAGCAGCAAAUUACACCAAAAGGGGCCGUAGGGCAAAAGGCAACACCCCAAAAGCUACUAGUGGCCCCAGGGCAACAGCAUAAGUUACCUGUCGAACAAGGCCAGUCGCAGCAGAGAACAAAUGUAGGACUACUUCAACAGCAACAGGUGUCACAGAAGAAAAUCGUGGGGCCUAUACAACACCAAAUUAAGAAUCCUUUGGCCCAACCGCAGCUUCCAAAAACAUCGGUGGUCCUGCCGCGGCAACAACCUCUCCCGCAAAGUCCCUUGCUGGUGGCCCAACAGCAAUCACCAAAGACACAAAUGGCUAUACAAUUGCUAAACUCUGUGAUGGGCACACAGUUUCCGCCGCAGCAACCUUCGCUACCCGUUGUCAAUCAAAUCACACACAAAUCGAUGACAAUUCAGAGACUUCCCAUGUUGCAGGCACCGCUAACGGGGCAAAAAAUUCAGCCAAAAAUGAUAACUUCGCAGCAGACGCCACCACCCGCUCACAUAGUACAAAAGCAAACAAUGCCAAACGCGGCAAUGAACAAUCCUCCGGUUGCACAUCGUCCACCGAUAGUGAGGCCCAUGACUGUAGCCAAGAUCACGCCUGUGCCUACAAACAGCAAAGUCUGCUUCCCAAUGAAGCCGCAGGUGGCUAGAGCUGACAGUCCCACAUCCCCAACUAUGACUGCAGCUCGUACUUUGCCCUUUAGAAGCUCGCAGCAUAAGGCAUCCAAAUCACCAAUGACUUCGACGCAUGCCCAGGGAUUCACAGCGAGUGCCACUCUUCCGCAGCGCCUUCUGGCCACUCCACCGCUUUGUGCCGCGGCUUUAAAUGAGCCGCUGUUGUUAAACUUGCCGCCCACCACUAGCAUUACGCCGCAACUAACGCCUACAACAACUCCACCGCCCGCUGGACCGUCGACUGGGGUUCAGCAACAGCAGCUUGCCAAGGCGGCAGCCUUUAAAUUGAAUUCCUUGCCCGGAGCGAGCAUAUCUCCAGUGAACAGGACUCCAACUGCAAGCGUCAAACGCAUCCAGCCCAUUACCGUGCUCAAGAAAUCCGACGAGGAAUGGCGAAGGCAUCUCGAGCAGCAAAAGCAGCGCGCGCCAUUGCAGUCCUCCUCGACGCCAACAAUUGUCGUAGUCGAAUCACCGCCCACUACGCCGCCCACGGACAAGUCCGAGACGGAGCGUAGGCCAAUAACCGUGGAAAAAACGUCGAUCAACCCGAUUCCAACAGAUAGAAAACCCAGUACAUUGAAAAGACCUGCAGUGGUAAUUCCCUCCCCAAAAAAAUCAAUUGGUUUUGUCACAGAAAUAGUGGAUUUAGAUGAAAUACCAGAGACCCCGCCAGAGAAGCGAAGGAAAGAAUGUUAUACUCCCACUAAGAAUGCAAACGAGGCACCACUAACAAAUGCCCCUUUUACAACUGAGUACGCGGCACUUUUGAGGCUGUGCCGCGAGGUGGACAAUUCGGAUGACAUGGAGAGACUGGUAAGGGGGAAGUUGACCCAGUAUUAUUACAGUGCGCCCGAAAGUUUCGUGAUGUCAUGUGGCUUUCGUAAGCUGGUCACAGUGGCCAUAGCGAGCAUCAAAAACGAGUCGGACCUGGUGUACGUACACCUAGAGUACGUGGUUAAUGAGCUAGCAGCGCGGAGGGUGCCCAAAAUAUUUCCCACAGUACGGGUUACGCCGCCAGUUAGCCAGUUCCCACUUCCAAUAUCAUUCACACCCAAGCAGCCGGAGAUGCUAAAGGCGCUGGAGCGGACUGGCAUAGUGGGAAAAGAGCAGGACGAUGAUGUAGAGGAGGUGACAGUAGUGCAUUUCGAGCCCGUUUCUCGCGAAGAUAAAAGGAGGGAUGAGCGCAUACGCCACUUGAACCGCACGCUGCAUGCUAUUACUAAGCGAAUCAAGAUGUUGGAGGAAGCCGAAGUGGAUUUUAACGACGAGGACUCCAGCUAUCUUCAGGUAGAGCGCUUCAAAAAGCGCGCCUGCCAAAUCUAUGAGAAAAUCUGUGAUCUAACCGGCGAGAGCAAGAGGGUUCGUCGUCAGCUAAAGAAGCCCAUCCAAUUCAAGGAUACGGACUAUCCACACUUCAACCGCAAGCUCUCGGCCUUUGUCAACAAGAUGCACGAGUUUCCCGAUUACCACGAUGUGAUACAAAUUCUGGAACAUUGCAACAAUGAAAAAGAACUUGGACUAGCCAAGUUCGAGAUGAAGAAAAUCGCCCACGAUGCCUUUUACAAAGUCGGUCAAAUGUUGCAGUCACGCCGAAAAAAUGAUCUUUACGAAACUGUCACACAUUUCACGGCAAAUGGAAAAGAUCCAGCGUCCAGUGAUCCUGAGCUGCUGGCCAAGCUGAAGGAAAACAACAAAAAGCAAACCAAAAUAAGUGAUGUCUUAGAAAAGUUUGCCCUCGAGCAGGAUCUCAAUGCGGAGGAGCGGCAGGAGGCGCGGCUCAAGGAGAAAAAGUUGAAGCAAGUAAAAGCGGAUGAAGAGGCAGCCAAGCUGGCUGCAUUGGCGGAAGACGACGACCAGCCAUGCACAAGUGCUCAGGCAGCAGCUAAGGCGGCCGCUCUCGCCGCUUUAAAGAAGAGUCCAGCAGCUCGUGGAAAGGUGAUUGGGAAAAGGCGCCCCAUUAAUGGACGGAUCUUUAAAAUCGACGACGGAGAUGACUCGGAGGAGGAAUCGGACACGGAGGACGACGAUGUUGACGAAUUUGUUAAUAACUUCCAAGCGAACGGUGAUGUGAGUGGUGCCGACUCCGAAGUGGAAGCAGUAACAUCACCAAAGAGAGAUGCCUUGCCGCUUGUCGAGGAGGAUGUGAUAGAUAUAACGAGAGACGAGACUGGCAAAAAGAAUGACGAAGCCACGCCCAACGGCAGGCUUAAGAUAAUGUCCGUCUCUAGUCUGAACGCCAAUUUCGUCCAUGGGCAGGAUCCGCACAGAAAACCCUAUCCCAUGCCGAGUGCUAAGUCUGUCAUUACCGACCAGAUUGUCAUUUCGGAUGAGGAGUCAUAGAAACAGUUUUACCCCCCCCCUAUUUAAGUUAUUUAUUUAAUAUGUUCAGUUUGUUCCUGAAUACGAUCGGUUCACUAAUUGUAAUUUUUUCUACUCUCCUGACUAACAAAAAUGCGGUGGGGUUGAAUAGGUUUUUUGAACAUCAAUCAUCAAAAUUAAUAAGUAAAACUUUAUACAAAAGACAGAUCAUUUUAUAAAGUCAGUGCGUCAAAGAAUUUACGACUAUUUGCAAAGUGUAUAUAUUUAAAGUAAAUUCAAAUAAUUUGUUCAAGUAAAUCUCGUUUAUUCAAAUUUAAGUAUCAAAAUGAAAACAUGUAAAUUAAGUUGUUCAAAGAUAACUUUCGCCCUUACAUUUUUCUGGUUGCUAUAAUGGUUACCGAUUCCACCACGCUUAUUUUUUUAAAGUCCCUACCUUUGGGUACAAGCCACAAAACUACGGUAGUGUAUAUACGGAAUACUACUAGUCUAAGUUAGUCGUAGAAAAUAAACAGUGAGAUGAUGACAGAAAA